ACUUUGCUUGACGUUAGCUAGGGAUUCAACAUGCCCUCUCAGUCCUUGUAAUUUAUAAUUCUUUUUUUUUUCUUUUAAUCAACUAUCUUUUGCCAAAAGUGGACUUUUCAUUUUAGAGACGAUCAGGAAUUCUAAACGGGUGUGCUAUUCUGUAUAUCUUGCCAAGCAAAAAAAAAAGAUUCCUGGAUUACCACGACUUUUGGAGAUUCCUACUGGAUCAUGAUUUUGACUAAUUAUUGACUUGUGAUAAACCAUGCAACAAACGAGUCGACGGAAUUGAACCCUCAACACUGGAUCCUCUAAUUGGAGUAUAAUAAUCAAACAUCCACUGGCUCUUCUCAACGAUGGCAUCCUGCUGGAAUCUUUGUUUCGUGACUGUGAUUUUAAUGGUGACCCAGUGGAAACUUAGCCUUGGUGGAAUUUUCAGACAUGGUCCAUCAGAUACUGUUCUUGUCCAGGGAAAGACAGCGGUCUUAAGGUGUGCUGUCAAAACCCAGGGGAGCGAGGUGGUCUACUGGUUCCACGUUGAUUCUGGACAAUAUAUCAGCUACGAUGAAAACAUAUAUUCUUUCGUUAUGGAGGAUCGUUACUCCAUCAUUGGAAACCACAAGAAAGGUGAAUAUUACUUGACGAUACGAAAUGCUCGGAAAUCAGACAAGGGGGAAUACCGAUGUGUGUAUGGGAAUCAGUUCGCAUCAGCACGCAUGGUGGUUUUGGUGCCACCGAAUGAUGGAUCUCCUGCUUGUGAGGCUCUUCCUGCAGCCGAUUCUACCAGCAUAGGUAAUGUUGCCCAGCUUUCCUGCACGUCUCAAGGUGGUGAUCCUCCAGCUGAACUGUCCUGGUACCGACAAGACAAGUUGAUAGCCGGACCCGCAGUGCACGCGAACUCCAUCCAGAGACUAGUAAAGAAAGAGGACAACGGUGUCAUUUUCACCUGCUCUGCGACAACACCAGCUCUGACCUAUCCGCGAACCUGCAGCGUGAUGAUCCUCAAGAAUCCACCAAUGGUCACAGUAACACCACCUGAAGUCAACAUCAAACAUGGACAAACCGCUCAGUUCAGCUGCCAAGGUAUCGCCGAAACCAAUGUAACCGGUUACCGAUGGUUCGUCAAUUAUGUUGUUGUUGGGAGCAAGGUGUCUUCUCCCCGUUAUACACUCGACCCAACUAAUACCACACUGACAAUUCACAAUGUACAAGCCUGGGAAAAUGGUGUUAUCGUGUCCUGUGAAGCUAACAUCCAGUCCGGGUUGAAGGGUAGGGGAAGCGCCAAUCUUGGUGUAAAACUGCCGCCAAAUUUCAGAACCGAAUCACCUCCCACAUCUGAUAGUGGAAACAACGGUAACGGGACGGGGUUAUCCCCGAAAGGUCUUCAUCCUCAACCCUUCAUAACCACCAACAUUGCUGCCAUAGCCGGUGCCUCUGCAGGAGCUCUUGUGCUGCUCAUAGUUGUUUCAACUCUUGCUGCGUGUUGUGCCAAAGGAAAGAGUCAUAAAUACCCUGCAGGUAAAAACAUGCCUGGAUCAUUGAGGUAUAAAACUUCCCAACAGGUACUCAUUGAAGAGGAUUUCCCCAUCUAUGCUAAACCUAUGAAGGUAAAACGUAACUGCGAGGUGACGGACUCAAGUCGACCAAACAGCAUCUCCACAGCUUCCACGGCAGAGUCGGCUCUGACAGGCGUCGGCUCGGAUGCCGGUCACGGUGUCGCCAUCCCGCUCUGUCUACGACCGCCAUCUUUGAAACGACUUGGAAGAAAAAUAACUUCAAAUUACGAGAAAAUUGGUUUCGACGGACCGCUACCUCUCACCCGGCCCGAACCAAUGGGCAGUGAAGACAAAGACUCGGUCCCUGUCGAGAACCCAUUAAGGCAGACUGAAUUAUGCAGGAGCCAAAAUAACGCAACAAACGGCGAAUUAAGAAAUGGAACAUCGAAACCCGGUGAAUUAGUUUAUGCCGAUUUGGACCUGGCAGAAAAUAAUAAUGAUUCAUCAACAAAACAAACUCAGCCAAAUAGCAAGGCAUCGGACGCUGUAGCCUACGCGAAAUUACGAUUAUAAACCAACCACACCUUAGUUUCUUUUUUAUACGAAUGUAAUUUAACAAUUUUAAAGAUGUUAUAUGUAAAUUUGGAUGUUUUGUAAUGUCAUUUUUAAUUUUAUACCACUUUUAUUGACUUCCAUUCAGAUGGGUUUAAUGAUCACUUCACUGCUUGCAGACUUGUUUGUUAGAUGACAUUGAAUUCGGUCAAAUUCGUUCUUCAUUAUAGCCCUAUUUUGUCAAAAAGAAUAUGCCUACUAAAACUAGCAAUAAUGAACUAACCGUGUAUUUCUAGAAAUUAAACAAACUAUAUUUCAAAGAAACGCAAGUAGAUCUGUGUUGAUUUAAUAAUUAAAACUAUUAAACGGUUUACUCCAUUCUGAAUUCCUGCUGAUAUGAAGAAAUAAAAGUAAGAUUAAAUAAGCAACUCCAUGGUCAUUUGAUCAAACUUGGUGCAAACAAUGAAUUUAUCAGGCACGGUCUUGUUUUUAUUUGUUUAUUUUUUCUUUGGUUUGUUUCUUAUUUCUUUUUUUAAGAAACAAGGCAACUUUAGAAUACUGCUCACUUUUUUAUCGGAUAUGGACGGAACUGUUUGCUUUUUCAUUUGACGUUUCCCCAUGAAACCAGUACCGCUUUAAAUUGACAGACUUCAUAUAUCAUGACGAGAUGAAUAAAAGGUGUAAUAUUCGAACAGCUUAGUCAAGAAAGUUCCAUUCGCUCAAUCAGCUCUGUGAUGAUUACAGUUGACAUUUGAAUUAAGAUUAUGAGACAUAUAAGGUAAACAAAGUCUAGCUCCAUGGUGAUCACGAAUAUUGAAUUAAUACAAAAAUUAGCGGGGCUCACUGGUGAUUUAAGUCAUUUGGAUAGCAUCUUAAGUAUACUAAACAUCCUAGGGACUUGAAUAAUUAAUAUAAUAAAAGUUCAUUUUACACAUGGUGUUUCGGUAUUUUGAAAUACAUAGUCACAUAAUAGAGUCUAUAUAUUUUUAUGCGGAUGUAAACAAUUAUAAGGCAAAUCACUUGGAAUAAGGUCUGAAAUAGUGGUUAAGUGUCGGAGCUAAUAGUAGGCAUGGUGGAAUAAUGUGAAUGCAGAUUGAAAAUGUCUAAAUAAUACCAAAAAUUGAACCUGUCUUUAACAUUGAAUUCUUUCCUUUAAGCUAUGAGCUUCGUGUACAUUUAUUUCAUUUUUUGUUGACAUUUCAAGACAUGGGUAUUUUCUUAAAGAAAUCACAUUGAAUGAGAGACACGAUCCUACACAGAAGGAAUCACUAUCAUUUUUAAAGUGUUACAUGUAUAUGUUAUUUGAAUGAGGUAAUUAUGAUUGUCUUUUCUGAAUUGGGGGGUUACCGCAUCGCUAUUGGCAUCAUGUCUUCCAGGAUUUUACCAAUCAUGAAUGAACCAUAAGGUGGGAUUUGGAGUUUACAAUUUCGUAGGCUACAUUUUGAGUCUGUAUUAUUUUUUUUGGUAAUUGAAGUUAAGACUGCUUUAUCAAGCGAAGUGAUGGGCAUGUGAACGUUUAGGGCCUGAAAUAGAUAUAGUGUAUGUUCGGUUCCAAUUGAUUUUGAAAGCAUAAUGUUUUUUUUUUCUUUUAGGUGUAAAACAUUUACCUUGUACCUGCGAUACAUCUACUUUUAAUUCACAAUACAUUUUUCCUUAAACGAACGAUGAAUAGCACUUGCAAUUUCCUAUCUCCUCGAUUCGUAGCUCCUGACUUAGACGUUUACAUUAAUAGACUAAUCUUAUACACACGAUACAUAUGCCGUACAUUUACGUUAUAUCAGCGAUAAAUUACCAUUACAUUAACCCUAUACCCUCGAAAUAUUACCAAUACAUUUACCUGAUACACACGAUACAGAUUACCCUUACAUUUACCUUGUACUCUCGAAGUUUACCGUAACAUUUCCUUCAUACACACGAUAGAAUAUCCGACUUUUUCCUUUUUCACACGAUAUUAAACACACGAUAUAAUUACCUUUCUUUACCUUAUGCCCUCGAUAGCUUCCCCUUUCAUUUACAUUAUUAAACAGAUGAAACCCUUAUAUCUGUUUUGGUUCUCGAGAUUACAUUACGUAAUGCUUGCGAUAUUAUACCCUUACUUAUUUACGAAUGUGUCCGAGACGUAGACGAACGAAGCAAUUGAUAAUCAUUUUUUUUCUAAAUAUAUGAACCACAGAGCUCGAAGUCUCAUCGUUGACAUUCAUUUAUGUCCAUGAUGUGGCUUUUACAUGAAAUAAUUAAAUCUUUUAAAAUAUAACAAUUUGUUUAAGUAUGCUACGGACCUCUUAGCUAUACCUCUUUAACUUUUUAAGUUAUCUUAGCUGGAAAAGAUGAUCCCUAUAUAUCUGAGGAAUAUUACAAAAAGAAGAAGAUAUAGAUGAAUACAGAAAUGGGUAAAUAGCAUGGUAUAUAGAUAUACCAAUAUAUAGAGAGACAGAUAAAUGAAUUCAUUUAUAUAUAAAAAAUCACGAAAAAUCGAAUUGAUGGAUGACUGAAUAUUCAAGUGUUCUUCAACAUACUACUAAGUCAAUAAAUUUCAUGAAAUCGUUCCAAUAAAACGUUUGUUCCCUUUUUGAUAUACUCGUUCCUAAUUACUUCCAUGGAAUUUGCUUACUUUUGUUCUAGAAAGGAAUGUGUAAAGUUUGGAUUAAGUUCAUUCAUAUGUACUCCAAUAAGAACAGAUGAAUUAUGAGUAACAUAUGUACUACUUCUGUCAUAAGAUUUCUCACAGUAUUUUUAAUCACCAACAUUAUUAUUUCAAUGUCAAGUUUGGGGUUUUAAUUAUAUUUGAUGUGAUUUCACUCAUGAUCUAAAAUAAGUCAUUUGGGUUGUAUCCAAAUGUAUCGAAAUGUUUGAAAAUAAUGAAAAGUAUAACCACUUAAUAUGAAACAUGAAUUGUAUCUAAAGUGCAUAAUUGUAAAUUGAGAAAUUCAUGGCUGCAUUUGGGAUCACUUUCUGGAAUUAAAGGGGAGGAUUCAUGAUCAUAUCGCACACAAUUCAUCAUCCAAGCCUUCUAAUGAGGCACAUGAAAGUACUGUGCCUGAUCCCUGCCACAGCACCUGUGCCCUUGGGCAAGGCAUUUAUGUACAAUGCUCUUUUGUCAUUCAUUAAAAUAAUUGAAAAUGUUCUAUGGUAUCUAAAUGUGAAUGAGUUUGAAAGAUAAAAAUUGUGGCAAAAUUUCGAAACCACGACGCUAGAAUAAGAUGGACGGUCAUGAGCGCGGUGAGCAUUGAGUUCAUAGUGACGUCAUGUAUCUCCCAUUCUUAUUUCGUAAACAAGCGGCAAAUCCGCUUGGCUACUAAAAAUUGUUGACUCUGUUUCAUGUGUAUUGUGCCGAAGUAAAGAUAAACCAAUAAACAAACUGUACUAGACACAGCGGCCCGUAUACUGAACUCGGGUUUAAAUCAAAGCCUGGUUUAAAGUUGUGUUUUAACUGCGGAGAGCCCACUGGGGUACAAAUCCCUAACAGUACACAUCCAAUUCAUUAACUCAUGACACCCAAAUUGUUUGAGAAUGAUAACUGCAGUAUUUUGAAGUAUUUUUAUUUUCCAUUAUGAAAGCAAAAGGAAACAAAAUAGUAAACAUUAGAAAUAUACAAUAUAAACAUAAUUUUUGAAGAAAAAAAAUUGGCUCCCCAUAAUUUUAGCACAGAGUGGUCUAAGUUAAACCUGACUUCAGAAUACGUGCCAGCGAAUCUGAACAAUUAUUGGUUCAAACUGAUUUGUAAAGAAGAUAAACUCUUAUAAUUCUGACAAUUGUAUGUAAAUAAUCCGUUGAAAAUGUUUUCAAUGCCUACUUUUUUUUAGGCAAAUUGUAUUCCACUUUAGUGUCGAAAUAAAAGAUGUGAAUAUU
Messenger RNA from Lytechinus pictus (painted urchin), 5885 nucleotides. Its product is annotated as probable oxidoreductase PXDNL. The record is from RefSeq and is a predicted model, not a curated record. The transcript has a single exon. Lineage: Eukaryota; Metazoa; Echinodermata; Echinoidea; Temnopleuroida; Toxopneustidae. Bases 345 to 2057 code for a protein of 570 amino acids.